Molecule: messenger RNA, 535 nt
Organism: Ceutorhynchus assimilis (cabbage seed weevil)
Lineage: Eukaryota; Metazoa; Arthropoda; Insecta; Coleoptera; Curculionidae
Source: the annotation of a GenBank genome assembly
UCUAAACGCACAUUUUUAAUUCGACUUUAUAUAAAUAAACCACUUACUGAAAAAUCCUUCAGUAACAUUCAAAAUGAAACUUUACGCAGUGUUAGUAGUUAUUGUGGUUUUGAAUAUGGUUCAUGGGCAAAAGUACACUACAAAAUAUGACAAUUUAAAUAUUGAUACGAUUUUAAGCAACAAAAGAGUACUUGGUAAUUACGUUAAGUGUAUACUGGACGAAGGACCGUGUACAGCGGAAGGCCGCGAAUUAAAAACCCACCUUCCUGAGGCUUUGCGUACCAACUGUGUGAAAUGUACAAACUCUCAAAAGGAUUUCGUUAGAAAGGGUGCAAAUUUUUUGAUUAAAAAUCAGCCAGAUGAUUGGAAAAGGAUCAGCGGCAAAUACGAUCCUCAAGGAAAAUUUUCUGAGCAAUUUCAAAGGUUUUUAGAAGCCUGAAUGUAAUAAUUUGCAGAAAUAUGUUAUAUUGCCUUGAAGCUUGGAUAAUUUAUUAAAAUAGUGUAAUUAUAAAUACUUAAUAAAAAAAUGUUUUAA